Annulohypoxylon maeteangense is the source of this 2141-nucleotide messenger RNA. RefSeq names its product Dihydrolipoyllysine-residue acetyltransferase. Gene Ontology annotation, biological process: pyruvate decarboxylation to acetyl-CoA. Gene Ontology annotation, cellular component: pyruvate dehydrogenase complex. The record is from RefSeq and is a predicted model, not a curated record. NCBI's taxonomy places the organism in Eukaryota, Fungi, Ascomycota, Sordariomycetes, Xylariales, Hypoxylaceae. The transcript is spliced from 2 exons. The coding region runs from base 384 to 1751 and encodes 455 amino acids. Gene Ontology annotation, molecular function: dihydrolipoyllysine-residue acetyltransferase activity.
AGUACCUCCGUAGUUUGGUGAGGAAGUGAGAAAGUGAGAAAGUACUAUCGAACCCCCCGGUCACGAAAAUAACCCGCCACCAAUCAACACUAGACUCCGUUAACUUCUCUUAAUCUUUUUUUCCUUUCCUCACUUUCAUCGUGUCGCGCCGUCGUCAAACUCCCAAUAUUCCCUUACCUCUCAAAACUCAAUUGGACUCGGUCAAUUAAUUCCAGGUGCUGGCAACUUGUCUGCUCUGUGGUAUUCUGACCUGUCCGUUCCUUUUCUCUAACUCGACUUGUCCAAUUAGCCCGGCGGACCUCUUUUUAUAGCUUCUCAUUUUUUUUUCUUAUCCGGGGCGGAGAGCUAUUUUCCACCACCACCACCACCAUCACAACAACAAAAUGUUCGGCGCAGUCUUAAGAAGGCAAGGCCUUCUCCGAACAACAUCCCUCAGAUCCGGCUUCUUCCCCCUCGCCAGGUACUAUGCCUCCUUCCCGCCGCACACAGUCGUCAAGAUGCCUGCGCUGUCGCCCACAAUGACAGCCGGUAAUAUUGGCGCUUGGCAGAAGAAGGUCGGAGACACUAUCGCCCCCGGUGAGGUCUUAGUCGAGAUCGAGACGGACAAGGCCCAAAUGGACUUCGAGUUUCAAGAGGAGGGUGUUAUUGCCAAGAUUCUAAAAGAUGCAGGCGAAAAGGACGUUCCUGUUGGAAACCCGAUUGCCGUCCUAGUCGAAGAAGGUACCGACGUAUCCGCCUUCGGUUCCUUCAGCUUGGCCGAUGCGGGAGGUGAUGCUGCAUCGGCUUCCUCCAAAGAGAAGAAGGCCGACACCCCAUCCGAUUCCGCACCCGCUCCGGCCCCGACACCAGCACCAGAACCGGAGCAAUACUCUUCCGAAGGAAGGCUUCAGACGGCCCUUGACCGAGAACCUAACAUUACCCCGGCCGCGAAGCGAUUGGCUAAAGAGAAGGGUAUUGUCAUUUCCAAUCUCAGUGGUUCCGGUCCCGGCGGCAGGAUUACUGAAGACGACGUCAAGAAGGCGUCUGCGACCACCGGCCCUUCUGCGUCCGUUACCUCUUUCGAAGAUACCCCUCUAUCCAACAUGCGCAAGACCAUCGCUAGACGCCUUCAAGAAUCAGUCCGGGAGAACCCUCACUUCUUCGUCACCAGCCAACUUUCCGUUACUAAGCUCCUAAAACUCCGACAAGCUCUCAACAGCUCCUCCGAGGGCAAGUACAAGCUAUCAGUUAACGACUUCCUCAUCAAGGCCAUUGCCGUAGCUUCCAAGAAGGUCCCCGCGGCCAAUUCGUCGUGGGCCGGUGACUCGAUCCGCCAAUAUAACAACGUCGAUGUCUCCGUCGCCGUCGCUACCCCCAAUGGUCUGAUUACUCCUAUUGUUACUGGUGUUGAGGGUCGUGGCUUGGAGUCCAUCUCGUCUAAGGUCAAGGAGCUCGCCAAGAAGGCCCGAGAGAACAAGCUCAAGCCUGAAGAAUUCCAAGGUGGCACCAUCUCGAUUUCUAACAUGGGCAUGAAUGCUGCUGUCGACAACUUCACAGCCGUUAUCAACCCCCCGCAAGCUGCUAUCCUCGCCGUGGGUACGACGAAGAAGGUCGCCGUCCCCGGUGGUGAGGACGGCACCGGUGUUGAAUGGGACGACCAGAUUACCGUUACGGCAAGCUUCGACCACAAGGUAGUCGACGGAGCCGUCGGUGCCGAAUGGAUCAAGGAGUUCAAGAAGGUCGUGGAGAACCCUCUGGAGCUGCUUCUAUAAAUGAGUCAAAAAUUUACGUACCUAGGGGCGUCGGGGCAUGAUUGGUCUAUAGACGGGAUGAAAUCCAUGUAGAAUUAUGCCACACGAAUUUGUACUAAUAAAUUCCUGCAAAAAGUGAAUUUCCGGCGGCGAGCCGGAUUCCGUAUUGGCUUAUAUGGUUUAUGCGAAGGAUGAUGUGUACGUAGGAUCUGAUCAUAUACGCAGAUGGAUAAUUGAAGCUUACCUCAAUGUUGAUUGAGUCCUUUCUAUAUGGCUCACUCUACUCUACUGGUAUUAGAUAUGGAUGUAUUUCGUCGAAUCUCUGCCUGACCUAGUAAUUAGGUAGGUACGCACUGGAGUAUUUAUAAGAUGUCUAACUAGGCACCUAUUCAUUAGACACUAGGUAGGUAA